Messenger RNA from Aspergillus novofumigatus IBT 16806, 252 nucleotides. Its product is annotated as ankyrin repeat domain-containing protein. The transcript has a single exon. The record is from RefSeq and is a predicted model, not a curated record. The annotation marks the transcript as partial. NCBI's taxonomy places the organism in Eukaryota, Fungi, Ascomycota, Eurotiomycetes, Eurotiales, Aspergillaceae. Gene Ontology annotation, molecular function: protein binding.
GCAGCAAGGCAUGGGUAUGAGGCAGUGGUGAAGCUACUGCUUGAUACUGGGAAGGCGAAUGUGGAUUCCAGGGACAUUGAGAAUCAGACUCCACUGUCACGGGCAGCAGAGUACGGGCAUGAGGCGGUGGUGAAGCUACUGCUUGAUACUGGAAAGGUGGAUGUUGAUUCCAGGGACUUUGAGAAUCAGACUCCACUGUCACGGGCAGCAGAGUACGGGCAUGAGGCGGUGGUGAAGCUACUGCUUGAGUCU